UAUAUAAAAUAUCAUUUCUUUUUCCUUUUUUACUUUUUCCUAUUGAGAAGCCAAGAACUGGUCAGCACUCAGCAUAUUUGAGUCUUUUGUUGAGAUUUCAAUAUCUUUAAGGGAGCAGACAUUUUUGGGGUUUGCACUUUUUUGAAGUGGGAUUAUUAUCUGAUUCCAGCUUUGCUUUGCACAGUAUUUGGUGCAACAGCUUCUCUACUUUGUAAAGGUCAAGAAUAAGGGCAUGUGAUCUGAAUCAAAGUUAGUUCUUUUGUAGAUUUUUAAUCUCAUAUUUGCUUGAUUUUUUCAGCUGGGUUUGAGCUAUUUCAUCUGUUUUUUACUUUUCUCUCUUCUUCUGAGUUUCUUGGAAAUUUGGGUCUGAAAAAGGAGGGAUUUUUGGAAUUUUUUUUGCCUUCUGGGUUUGGUGUAUUUACUUUUUGGGUGAUUUAGGGAACUGGGUUUUUAGUUAUUUGUUUUAUUUUUAGGGAUUUUGGAGAUUUUAGGGUAUAGGUUAGAGAAAAGUUGACAUUUUUAUUAAGGCUGAGGGGGUGGAUGAGGGAGGUGGGGUUGAAAGUUGGUGUCUUGGUUUGGUUUUAAUGAUAUCUGAGUUUGAUUUUAGGGAUUGAAAAAUAUGGGAUUAGGUAGUGAUGAUGGUGUAAAAGGGGAGUCUUGGGAUGUAGGGAAAUCAAAGGGGAAGAAGAAGAAUAAAGAAGUUGCUGAAGAGGAAACUACUGGAUGUUGGACUAAGUUGUGGUUUAUUGGUAGCUGUAUUUCUUCAAGAUCUAAAGUUGAUAGCUCCAUCAGUGGCAUCAGCAGCACCAACUGUGAGAGUAAAUCUACGAAUGACACAAGCAGAGAUCAACCUGUUGCUCCAAUUAUUUCAUCUACAACUACUAGUAAUGCUGAAAGUAAUUCAUCCACCUCCAAACUUGAAGAGGAACUUAAAGUUUCUUCUCGGCUUCGAAAGUUUGCAUUUAACGAUCUGAAGAUGGCAACAAGAAACUUUAGACCAGAAUCCCUUCUUGGUGAAGGGGGUUUUGGUUGCGUCUUCAAGGGGUGGAUUGAAGAGAAUGGGACAGCACCAGUUAAACCAGGGACAGGGCUUACUGUUGCUGUGAAAACACUAAAUCAUGAUGGACUUCAGGGUCACAAAGAAUGGCUGGCAGAAGUAAAUUUCCUUGGUGAUCUCGUUCAUCCUAAUUUGGUCAAACUGAUCGGUUAUUGUAUUGAAGAUGAUCAGAGGCUAUUAGUUUACGAAUUUAUGCCUCGAGGAAGUUUGGAAAACCAUCUGUUCAGGAGAUCCAUGCCUCUUCCUUGGUCUAUCCGCAUGAAAAUAGCUCUGGGUGCUGCAAAAGGUCUUGCUUUUCUUCAUGAGGAAGCAGAAAGACCAGUAAUAUACCGUGAUUUCAAAACAUCCAACAUUCUGCUAGAUGCGGAUUACAAUGCCAAACUUUCUGAUUUUGGCCUCGCGAAAGAUGGUCCUGAGGGUGACAAGACACAUGUUUCCACUCGUGUCAUGGGAACAUAUGGUUAUGCAGCUCCUGAGUACGUGAUGACAGGACAUCUUACGUCAAAGAGUGACGUCUACAGUUUUGGUGUAGUUCUACUUGAAAUGAUAACAGGUAGGAGAUCAAUGGACAAGAACCGGCCAAAUGGGGAACACAACCUUGUUGAGUGGGCGCGGCCUCAUCUAGGUGAAAGAAGAAGGUUUUACAGAUUGGUAGAUCCUAGACUUGAAGGACAUUUUUCUAUAAAAGGUGCUCAGAAAGCCGCGCAGUUGGCUGCUCGCUGCCUUAGCCGUGAUCCCAAAGCGAGACCUAUGAUGAGUGAAGUAGUUGAAGCUUUGAAGCCGUUGCCAAAUCUUAAAGACAUGGCCAGCUCAUCCUACUAUUUUCAGACAAUGCAAGCAGACCGAGUUGGAUCAAGUCCAAGUACCAGAAACGGCGUUAGAACACAAGGAUCGUUCGGGAGGAAUGGACAACAACAUCCUAGAAGUCUUUCAAUUCCAAAUGGUUCUCAUGCUUCUCCAUACCAUCAUCAGUUUCCUCAGAAUUCACCGAAACCAAAUGGCAAAACUUAGUAUUGGAUUGGCAAUUAUCUGUUUCUACCAUUCUUUUUCUUUUCUCCUCUAGCUAUGAAUAUAUUUUGUCCACCCCCCUAUUUGUCAUUGGAUGACUGGCAAAAGGGUAGGAGUAAAUUUAUUUAAGUUGUGAUCUUUGAAAAUGCUGAACUCCCACUUGAAAAGAAUGUAUUGUAAGCAGAGCUCAAGUCCAUGGAGUAAAUAUUUGUGUCCA
Molecule: messenger RNA, 2282 nt
Organism: Nicotiana attenuata
Lineage: Eukaryota; Viridiplantae; Streptophyta; Magnoliopsida; Solanales; Solanaceae
Product: probable receptor-like protein kinase At5g15080
Exons: 6
Coding region: 620-2068 (482 amino acids)
Biological process (GO): protein phosphorylation
Molecular function (GO): ATP binding; protein kinase activity
Source: RefSeq, a predicted model, not a curated record